CUGUGCUGACGAGCCGUUGCUUGUGGAAACAGCUGGUGGUUUCUGUCCGCGAACUGCUCGGAUUGAGAGCGGCAACGCGGCGAAUAAAAGUUCAAAUUAGACCCGAAACUGACCGAGAACGCUUGGUAUAGAGCCACCGCUCCCGUUCCGACAGAAGCCGAGCGAUGUCAUCCCGCGAACACCACUUUAUCGGGCGGUUGUUAAUUAACGAGCGCGCGUGUUAGCGUUCGCCACCGGCCGGCGGCUAACGUCGCUAGCUAACUUUCUGCUCUCAGCAGCAAGUGCAACGACAGAAGCUCUGAGCCGCUGCUCGAACGCUGGCAGCCGUUGGUUUUUUUUGCCUGACGGCACAGGAGCGUUUUUUUGUUUUGUUUUGUUUUGUUUUUUUGACUCGGGUUCAACAUGACUCACAUUCAUUAUAAAUUCUCCUCCAAACUUAGCUACAACACGGUGGUUUUUGACGGCCCGCACAUCACGCUGAUUGACCUGAAGAGGCAGAUCAUGGGCAAGGAGAAGCUCCGGGCCGGGGACUGCGACCUGCAGAUCACCAACGCCCAGACCAAAGAAGAGUACACAACAGAUGAAGAUCUCAUCCCAAAAGGCUCCUCCGUCAUCGUCAGGAGAAUCCCCAUCAUUGGUGCCAAGUCCAGCUCGAGUGGCAAGACCCACAACAGUGAGCGAUCAGAUGGCCAGGUCCACCACAGCUUUGGAGCCAGCAGAGCCAUGGAUAGCCGCAGUUCCGCCAAAGCCUUAUCAUUUUUCUCCAAGAUCCAGAUGGCUAACCUGGCUGACGCUGAUGUGUCGGAGGAGGAUAAGAUCAGAGUAAUGAUGAAUCAGUCGACCUAUGACCCCAUGAAUAUGAACACAAAGAUUGGAACUGUCCUUCCAGACAACUACACCUGUUACCGCUGUGGAAACGGUGGUCACCACAUCAGGAACUGUCCAGUAAGUGUGGAGAAAAACUUUGAUGGCCCUCCAAGGAUAAAGAAGAGCACAGGAAUCCCUCGGUCAUUCAUGGUUGAGGUGGAUGAUCCCAGUAUUAAAGGAGUCAUGCUGACUAACUGUGGGCGUUAUGCGAUUCCUGCCAUAGACGCAGAAGCGUAUGCUAUUGGAAAAAAGGAGAGGCCUCCGUUCAUUCCACAGGAGCGACCCAAAUCCGAAGGCGAUGAUGAUCCCAUACCUGAUGAACUCCUCUGUCUGAUUUGUCACGACCUGCUGGGCGAUGCUGUGGUCAUACCCUGCUGUGGAAACAGCUACUGCGAUGACUGCAUUCGGACUGCCUUGCUCGAUUCAGAGGAUCACGUCUGCCCUACCUGCGGCCAAUCGGACGUUUCUCCUGAUACCUUGAUCGCCAACAAAUUUCUCAGACAGGCCAUAAACAAUUUUAAGAAAGAACAAGGGCAAAUGAAAAACCUGAAAAGAAGAACGGGGACAUUGCAGUCACAGAAUGAAACUCCGACUCAAAGCCCUGCCCCUACUCCUACCCCUACCCCCCCUCAGCCUAGCAUGCAGAGCCACAUGCAGAAGCCUCUCCAAUCAGUCUACAACCAGCAGGCUGCAAAAACAGCGUCCUUAUCUCAGGGUCCCGACUUUUCCCUUGUAGCAACAGAGCCUGCCUCUGCUGACAGCCAAUCAGUGACAUCUAACAAUGAGGCUGAAGGAAAGACAGACGGUGACUCAGCAGCUGCUGCCCCGUCAGUGUUGGGUGCCAACAAAGACCCCCCCAGCGCUCCAUCACAGCUGAUACCAGUGGUAAACCAUGCUCAAAGGGAAGAGCUACCUCAGACACUCAGUGAGAAUCAGAAGCAUUUCUCCUCAGAUUCAACCCUGAAACUGCCUGAAUCAUCAGCCCCAUGGGAAAGCUCCUCCUCUGCAGGUUGUCCCACUGGUGGCUUGACUGAAUCUACCACCCCUCAGCCCCUUGCCUCCUCCUCAUCAUCCUUAUCUUCAUACUCAGCUACGCCUUCACCUCUCUUUCCCUCCCCCUUUUUUCACACACUAAUCCCAACUCACCAGCCUAACAACAGCUACUCCCCUGGAUACCCAGCAAUGACUCCCAACUGGAUGCACAACCCCCAAGGUGGCCCCAUCCCAUCCCUCUGCUCCUCUACCUCCACGUCCUCAAUCCCUGUCCUCAUGCCCAAGGAAUGGCACAGGCCUCAGAUAAAGAAAAAAGAAAGCUCUCUUCACAGACAUUCCUCCUCUCAUUCCAAAUCCAAGUCCUCGCGCUCCUACUCUCGCUCAUCAAGUCGCUCUGGUUCUCGUUCCCGGUCCAGGUCAAGAUCCCGCCCCUUUUACUCCAGUCACAGACAAGUCAGCUCCCGCUCUCAUAACCCCAGCUGUAGUUAUGGCUACAAACGGCCUCCCUCUACCACACCAUCCUCAUCUUCUUCACCUCAGGGUGGCUACCAUUCCAGAUCCAAGUCAUCUGCAGACAACUGGAAAAGCCGCCAUCCCAGCAGGAAGUCGGCUCCCAGCAGCCACAGCUCCAGGACGCGCAGGGAGCAUCUCUCAGGGAAGGAAACGGGAAGCUCAUCGAACGCUCAGUGCUCGAGCAGUGUCAGCAGCUUGGAGCUGGACCGGCAACGCUACCUGCAGUGGAAGAAGGAGUAUCACGAAUGGUACGAGAAAUAUUACAGCAGCUACAUCAGCCAGUUCCAGCACAUGCAUCUCCCCCCUCCUCCAUAUCCUGAAGAUUUAUUCAACCCAAAGCAAGGCUCUGCCACACUGGACAUCAGCUCGCUUUCGUCUGAUUCACCUGUUUACAGUCGCUCCUCCCCUACUGAAUCCUCCAGUGACGGUCACUCCACGCCCUCUCACCCCUCUAGUGACAGCAGUUCCUCUUCUUCUUAUAAACCCUACGACGGCCACUAUCCACCGUCCCACUCAUCCAGUCAUGGCGGCGCCAUGCUGCCUGAAGACGGAGCUCAACCAAGGGAAUUUCCAGGGAAGUCGGUGGCGAGGUACAGCUGUCUGCCAGCUACGCAGAGCAGAAGAGAUGAGGAACUAAAUCCAAAGGAAGAGAAAGUAGACAAGAAGCAACUAAUUCUAAAGAGUACUGACGAAUUAGGCUCCUUGGAGCUGCAGGGAAAAAAGAGAAUGGAACUAGAUGGAGGAGCAGAUAAUUCACAAUCCACUGAGUCAGCAGACACUAUAAAUGUCAGCAGUGCCAACAGGAAGGAGCCCAACAGUGAACCAAGUGUCUGCAAGCACGAUACCGCAGUAAGGCACAAAGCAUCUGUCAGCGCUGCUAGGCAGUCAGCCCCACCCCUCCUGAAACCAGACAAACCUCUGGAGAAAGACUUGAAAAGAAAAUCUGAGGUAGAAAUGGAUUUAGAAAAGGAGCAAGAGUGGAAGAAAGGCAAAGAUUCUGGCUCAAAGGAAGAAGUAGACAGGCGGCGCAAAAUAAAGCCCAGUAAACAGCCAGACAAGUUAGACUCACACAAAGGAGAGCAGCCUGGAGGCAGCAGAGCUCCCGACUCAAGAUCAGAUAAGAACAGAAAGAGAAAAGGGGAGGACUCACGGAGAAGUGAGAGAGAGAGUAACCUUACUGUUAAACCUCAAAGCAGCAAGUGCCCUAAAACUGAAAGUUCAGAACAACCUCAAAGACGAGAAAGUGAGUCCCUGAAACCGCUUGACAGAAAGAAACUGAAAACAGAGAAGAAGGAAGAGAGAAGAACCUGGCCAGAGGGAGACCAGGUGGGAGACAUCUGGGAAGGAGGAAUAAAGGUGAUACCGCAGAAGAGGAUAAGCAUCAACAUAAACCUGGACGUGAAAAGGAAUGACAAAACAGAUCUACAGCACUCGUCAGAUUUACAGACCUGCACACAGGAAAUCAAACAGGAGAGUGAUAUCGGAGAGGAAAAAUUAACCGAAUCCACCUCAGAAAUACAAAUGGAAGAAAAGAAUGCACCCAACCAGGAAAAUAUGUCAGAGGACAGAAUAAAAGCUGAUGACAAAGAGGAAAGACAGCUAUGCAGCAAAGCUGCCCUUGAAGAUGCCGGGGGAGAUUUGGGGAAGAGAGUUGCAAGAGAGGAAGAACAGGAUGGAAUGAGUAAAGACGAGGGGAUGGAGGAGUUGGACUUAUGGCACUGUGCGCUCAAAGCCGGGGAGGAGGAGGAGGACAGUAUCGCCAGAAAGGAAGGACCAGCAGAAGAAAUGGAGGAAUUAAAAGCUAACGGUAAAAACCAUGAGAUGGCUGAGUUGGUCCAAACUUCUACGAAUAAGAAAGAUGAGAACGAGGUCUCCUGCAGAGACGAGACUUCUGAGCCACAGAGGGAAGAGCACGGCACAGGAAGGUCCAGCUCACAGAGGAGCAGAGACCCCCAUGAUGGCCGCCAAACGCCGGGCGAUGGCAGUAUCCAAAUGGUGGACAGUGAGGAGAUUCAGAGGAGGACGACAGCAGGGACAGCUCUGCAGGAAGCAGCUGAAGGCUCGGAGAACAAGCUGAUAGUCAUGCAGAUGCUUUGCUCCAAAUCAGAGAAUAAUGAAGAAGAAAGGGAUCAAGGAAACACCAGAGUUGAUACUGACACCCUGGCUCUGUCUCAUCCAUCAGUGAUGCAGACCGGCAGAGGAGCAGCGGGAGAAAAUCAGCAACAGGGACACAGGUCAAUGGAGGAGGAGGCAGAAAGGGACAGAGGGAUGGCGAGAGGGAGAGACGAGGAGAGAGGGAGGCGCUCCUCUUCCUCCAGGUCCCUCUCCAGCGGGGCUCCCUCUGGUGGCAGAGACAGGACUGACAGAGACAGGGAGACGAGGACGGGGAGGGACCGGGGCAGACGGGGAGAGAGCGAGAGACAGAGAGAGACCAAAAGAUCAACGCAAGGAAGAAGAGAUGAAGAGAGGAGGGGAGACUGGGAGCGCAGCAAAACCGCCUCGGUGCAAAAGAAAGAGCUCCCCUCCUCCUCUCACUCCUCCUCGUCACAAGACACAGAGAGACCGGGCUGGCAACCAAGGGGCAGCCGGAGUUCCUCUCAGUCCCUCUGGAAAUCCUCCAGGGGCGGCAGCGAGAUAAACAGAUCAUCCAACUGGGCUGAUCAGAAUCCCCCCAGCACGCUCAGAGAUCUGUCCCAGGACUCCAAAAGUAAAGAGAAAGAUCUCCUCUCUCACUGUGGUAAUCACCAGGGCUACAGGGAGAAAGACAGACCUGCACAGACUCCCUACAAACCACCCUCCCUCUUCCACAACCACGGUCAGGACAGAAGCCCGCUCCCCUUUGGGCCCUCAGGAGGCCCUCAGUGGGGGGGGGCUCCUGAUUGGGGAUUAAUGCGAGGCAAAAGUCAAGACGAAAACAGGGCUGGGAAAGGAAAGUGGGAGUUAGAGAAGGUGCUCAAAGCCGAGAAGGAGGGCGAAGAGGAGAGACACAAUCCGGAGGCGUCAGCAAGCCACGAGAAGAGCAAAGAUGACAAGAGAGAAGAGGAGAAGGAGAAGAAACACAAAAAAGAGAAGAGACAGGCCACCCCAGAGCUGCAGGAAGGAGACCAAAGACGACAGAAGAAGUGGGAGAGCAGCAGAGAUUAA
This is a messenger RNA of Menidia menidia (Atlantic silverside), 5517 nucleotides long. The record is from the annotation of a GenBank genome assembly. NCBI's taxonomy places the organism in Eukaryota, Metazoa, Chordata, Actinopteri, Atheriniformes, Atherinopsidae.